UAUGUGUACACAAGACCUUUGACAUUGGUUCGCUGAUAACGAGCUCAUCAUUAUCUCCGGGAUGAAGUGAAAGACCUCACAAUUUCGCCAGUUUGUUCUUACAUUCGGUUCGAUUCGGUCGUGUUCUCUCCCUUCAGUUGUUUCAAGUCAAGUGGAUUAAGUGGCACUCAAUUGUAUCCAUAACGGUGGAGAUAUUCCCCCGGAUAUCGUGCGGCGACAGACGGAUUGUGUUUAAGUGAAAUAAUACUACUAUAUUAUUUUAUUGUGCACCCGUGGCGGAUGGAGGGACCCGUUGAAAUCGAGUGAUAUGAAAUCUCAGGAAACACAAAGUUCAAGUUUAAAAUGAUGGCGUUAAAUGGUGGCACAUGGGACGAUCGGCGCGUGGUGAAUUAAGGAUUAUCAGUGAAACGUGCGCCAGUGAAGCCGAAAAGCGCCAAGAAGAACGCAAUCGUGGCAGAAGAUUGAGUUGUUGGAUUCUGGGCGGUCGCCCGAUUCGGAAAGUGUGCCAGUGGUAAUCAGCAACUUACAUGAGUAUUGUGAUGCUGAUGUCCAUUUCUUUCCUGCGUAGUGUAAUCAGUUUGCAGUUCGAAGAAACAAGUCUAUGUUAUAUAUAUAUUUUCACCAGUGGAAUAAGAAUACUUAAUGCUAAGCAGCCAGUGAAGACGAAGCAUUAUCAUUAGUUUGGAAUUUACUUUCCAGGAGGUGCCAUCCAUGAGCGGAAAUGAUGAGAUAGUAUUAUGAGUUCGACGUAACCCAUGCUCUGUGAUAGAUAAUAGUGAACUGACGAUUGCCGUACGCACGAUGGGCAGGCGGAAAUAUUUGCUUGUGUUCUUAGUAUUAGCAGUGUACUGCAAUGGAAUCAGUCAUGCGGAGAAAAGAAAUCCACUGAAAGACCCUCGGAUAUGUGGGCGUCCGCAAUGUCAUGAAACAAACAACAAAUUUAGGUAUCAGCAGUAUCGACUGUACAAGUAUGAUUACUCCAUGUACGUUAAAACCCAUUUCUCCGGGAGUGGAGAAAAUUCGUCGGAGCUGCAUCUUAUAGCGGCCGUAGAAAUAGAUUUCCCAAAACCUUGCCAGGGUUUGUUGAAAUUGCACUCCAUUGAGGUGCGCGAUCGACCGCUGCCGGUAGUUGAAGAGCAGGACUUCGAGUAUGGUGCAGAUUACGUUGAACCACCGCCGGAGGUUGAACUGCACCCGAAAAGUGAUGUUAUCUCCGAGGAGCUGAUGCGGUUUGAGCUCAAGUUUGCCUUCCACGAUGGCGUGGUGGGUGAAAUCUGCCACGAGGAGGAGGAACCGGUGUGGACCUUGAACUUGAAGCGUGGUAUUUUGUCGUCGUUCCAAAACAGCAUGCCACGGUUCGACAUCGACUACCACACAACGGAAACGGACGUAUCUGGGGUUUGUGAUGUUUCGUACACCAUGAGCGGAUCUAAGGGCACAAGCUUAACAAUUAGGAAGACGAAGGAUAUUGCUUCGUGCAAAAGGCGGUAUAAGACUAAUUCGUUGAUUCAGACGGUGCCGUAUGAGUUUAGGCCGAACUAUGUUGCUUGGCCAAUUCUGAAUUCCACCAGCUACUGUAACAUAUCGGUAGACAAUUUCGUUUACAAGGAAGCCAUCUGUUACGAGCGACAUCAACUUGUUCCAUUUUCCAACGGACAAGCUGGUGCGGUCACGGAAUCAUUUAGCAAGUUGACAUUGGCCGACGAGGAAUCGUAUACACCAGAGGAGCAAAACGUUGACGACGAAUAUGAAAUACAGAAACGGUCCAGCCUAAUCUACGAUCAUACGCCAUCGGCUCGGGAUAGUCAUGAUGAGAUCAAAGCAUCCCGUGAACUGCUAAAAGAGCUGUGCCGUCAAGGAUUUCCGGAUAUUCAACGGAACUUCCCGGAUGUGUUUUUAAAUUUUCUGUCAACCACUAGGGUGUUGUCACUUACGGCACUUUCCCAGCUUUUGUACCGAUCGAAAAGUAUUUGCGAUAAUGGAAAGUAAGUAGCUAGUAUGAUGUUCACGUAUAGAUCUGAUCUGUACAAAUUAACACAAAUCUCUGAUUGGUCGUGCCACAUCUCUACU
This is a messenger RNA of Aedes albopictus (Asian tiger mosquito), 2070 nucleotides long. RefSeq names its product vitellogenin-like. The transcript has 6 exons. The record is from RefSeq and is a predicted model, not a curated record. NCBI's taxonomy places the organism in Eukaryota, Metazoa, Arthropoda, Insecta, Diptera, Culicidae. Bases 802 to 1989 code for a protein of 395 amino acids. Gene Ontology annotation, biological process: lipid transport. Gene Ontology annotation, molecular function: lipid carrier activity.